CCCCUUAUUAGCAGUACCUGCUAACCUGGGAAAAUGGCUAGUUCCCGCAGAAACACACUGCAAGUGAAUGAGCAGCGCCACUAUGGCUCCACGUUGUCUUUAGAAGAGAAAUGUGAGCAGUCUUUCUUCCUCUUUUACUACUACAGGGUGGAAGAUGAGGCGGUGCUGGACAGAGGGGCAUCGUUACUCAAACACAUGUGUGAUGAAAAGGAAGUUGAAGGUCACCACACUAUAUACAUUGGUGUGCAUGUGCCUAAGAGCUACCGACGACGGAGACGCCAUCGCCGGCGCAUCAGCCACAAGGACAGAAAGGAGAAAGUGACCGAGAAUGCUUCAGACAGGUCGGAUGCUGAGAACAAUGAAGAGGCCAGCAACAGCAUCCUCAAACCACUCAUCUCACCUGCGGCAGAGCGCAUCCGAUUCAUCCUGGGAGAGGACGAUGAUGGUCCAGCACCUCCUCAGCUCUUCACAGAGCUGGACGAGCUGCUGUCUGUUGAUGGCCAAGAGAUGGAGUGGAAGGAAACUGCCAGGUGGAUCAAGUUUGAAGAGAAGGUGGAAAAAGGUGGAGAGCGAUGGAGUAAACCGCAUGUGGCCACUCUGUCCCUACACAGUCUUUUUGAGCUUAGAACAUGUAUAGAAAAGGGCACCGUCAUGUUGGAUCUAGAGGCCUCCACUCUGCCAGGGGUCGUUGAAAUGAUCACUGACAGUCAGAUUGAGACUGGACUCUUGAAAGCUGACCUAAAAGAUAAGGUCAUGUACACGUUGCUGAGGAAACAUCGUCACCAAACCAAGAAGUCCAAUCUUCGCUCCCUAGCUGACAUUGGCAAGACGGUCUCCAGUGCAAGUAGGCUGUUUUCCACCCCGGAUAAUGCACGUAGUCCACUUGAGAAUUCAGUGCCUUGUCUAACAACUCGCACCUCUGAGGAGGUAUUGCGAGCUCCUGGAAGUCCAAGCAUGGGAUGGCCUAGUAGCCCAACCACCGCACAUCGGGACUUGACAUCAAGCAGCCUGAACGAUAUUUCAGACAAGCCAGAAAAAGACCAGCUGAAGAACAAGUUUAUGAAGAAGCUACCCAGAGAUGCUGAAGCUUCCAAUGUUCUCGUUGGAGAAGUGGACUUCCUAGACAGUCCUUUUGUGGCCUUCGUAAGGCUGCAGCAGGCUGUUAUGCUGGGGGCGCUGACUGAAGUGCCUGUGCCCACUAGAUUUCUGUUCAUUCUUCUUGGGCCCAAAGGCAAAGCCAAGUCAUAUCAUGAAAUCGGCAGAGCAAUCGCUACCCUGAUGUCUGAUGAGGUCUUCCAUGAAAUUGCAUACAAAGCCAAGGACAGACAAGAUCUCCUUGCUGGCAUCGAUGAGUUCUUGGAUGAGGUCAUCGUCCUCCCGCCAGGAGAAUGGGACCCUGCCAUCAGAAUAGAGCCUCCCAAAUCCUUGCCAUCCUCAGAUAAAAGAAAGAACAUGUAUGUUGGAGGGGACAGUACACAGAUGAAUGGAGACACACCUCACAGCGAUGGACAUGGGGGCGGGGGGCACGCAGUAGGAGAGGAGCUGAAAAAGACGGGGAGGUUUUGUGGAGGCCUUAUACUUGAUGUCAAAAGAAAAAUCCCCUUCUUCUUCAGCGAUUUCUAUGAUGCACUACACAUCCAGUCUUUGUCUGCCAUUCUUUUCAUCUACCUGGGAACAGUAACCAAUGCCAUCACUUUCGGAGGAUUGCUAGGGGACGCCACAGAAAACAUGCAGGGUGUGCUGGAGAGCUUUCUGGGUACAGCGGUGACUGGAGCUGUCUUCUGUCUCCUAGCUGGGCAGCCUUUGACCAUCCUCAGCAGUACAGGGCCAGUGCUUGUGUUUGAAAGGCUUCUCUUCAACUUCAGCAGGGAUAAUGACUUUGACUACCUAGAAUUCCGUCUUUGGAUUGGUCUGUGGUCGGCUUUCUACUGCCUUGUCCUGGUAGCCACUGAUGCUAGCUUCCUGGUGCAGUAUUUCACACGAUUUACAGAAGAAGGAUUCUCUUCCCUUAUCAGCUUCAUCUUCAUCUACGAUGCUUUCAAGAAGAUGCUGAAAUUAGCCCAUUAUUACCCAAUCAACUCGGACUACAAAAUCGAUUAUGUCACGCAAUAUGACUGCAUGUGUAUGGCGCCCCCUGUUGUUAACACUUCAGACGUGUUCAUUGAUCCACUUGAUGAAACAUCAAUCUGGAUUGUAAAUUACACUGAUACACAUCUAAAUACUAGCUGGUCAUCCCUAUCUAAGAAGGAAUGUCUGAAAAUGGGUGGGGAACUCGUGGGCAAUGCCUGCAACUUUGUGCCCGACAUCACCCUCAUUUCUUUCAUCCUUUUUUUUGGCACCUACACCUGCUCCAUGUGUCUCAAGAAAUUCAAGACCAGCCCUUUCUUUCCUACUACUGUGAGAAAACUCAUAAGCGACUUCGCCAUUAUUCUGGCCAUUUUGAUCUUUUGUGGUGUCGACGCUCUGGUUGGGGUAGAUACGCCAAAGCUCAUAGUGCCAAGUGAAUUUAAGCCAACAAGCCCAAACCGUGGUUGGUUUGUGCCACCGUUUGGAGGUAACCCCUGGUGGGUGUACCUGGCAGCAGCUCUUCCUGCUCUGCUGGUCACCAUCCUGCUCUUCAUGGAUCAACAGAUCACCGCUGUCAUUGUCAAUCGCAAGGAGCACAAGCUUAAGAAAGGUGCAGGCUACCAUCUGGACUUGUUUUGGGUUGCUGUUCUGUUAGCACUGUGCUCUUUUAUGGGUCUGCCCUGGUAUGUAGCUGCUACAGUUAUUUCCAUUGCUCACAUUGACAGCUUGAAGAUGGAGACAGAAACAUCUGCCCCUGGUGAACAGCCCAAAUUUUUGGGUGUCAGGGAACAGAGAGUCACUGGUGUCAUGGUCUUCAUUCUCACUGGUCUGUCAGUCUUCAUGUCUCCUAUCCUCAAGUUCAUACCCAUGCCAGUGCUAUAUGGAGUGUUCCUCUACAUGGGAGUUGCCUCACUUAAUGGAGUACAGUUUAUGGACCGGCUGAAGCUACUCCUCAUGCCUGCCAAACACCAGCCAGACCUGGUCUACCUGCGACAUGUUCCACUGAGGAAGGUUCAUCUCUUCACUUUCGUCCAGCUGCUCUGCCUAGCGCUCCUCUGGAUCCUCAAAUCCACUGUGGCGGCCAUCAUCUUCCCUGUCAUGAUCUUGGCUCUGGUUGCUGUGAGGAAGGCAUUGGACUAUGUCUUCUCUCAGCAUGAUCUCAGCUUCCUGGAUGAUGUGAUACCUGAGAAGGACAAGAAAAAGAAAGAGGAUGAGAAGAAAAAGAAAAAGAAGAAACAAGGGAGCAUAGACAGUGACGUGGAAGAUUCUGAUUACCCUUUCAAUGAAAACAUCCCCAGCAUUAAAAUCCAAAUGGACAUGAUGGAGCAGGAGCCUUUUUUAGGAGAUAAGGCCUCCGACAGAGAAAAGUCCCCUUCAUUCCUUGACCGAUAUACAUCAUGCUGAAAAGCAGCACUACUUUCAGACCAGCCCAAUGUCAAGUUCAGAGAGAGUGCCAUUAAAUGUGCCUCAGAUUCAAAUAGAUAUGGACCCAGAUGACAACAAUGGCUACUACUGGAGGAGUCGAGGGUCUGAGACGUCCAUAUAACUCCUCCUCGUGCACUUGUUCGCCAAUCUGCAACAGAUUUUAUUAAGCUCUUUGAUCACACUAAGUUCUUCCAAUUUGCAGAAAGCCAUUUGUCAAGGAAUAUUUUUGAAGACUGUUCCUCAUCAGGGAUACUUUCUGUAAAGAGUAAAAAACAGCUUGAGAAAUGCUUAUCUUCCACCUAAUCACUAUGGUUCAUAGGUUAUAAUUCCUAAACUACUAUGCAAUUCAGUUCAUUGUAUCACAUGAACUGAGCUGUAGAAAAAUGCUGUUGCUUUUUUCCUCAAAGGUGAAAGGACUAUGACCUUUAUUAUUCAUUCAAUACUCCCUCCAUUAUUUCUACCAAUUUCACAAAAUACGUCAAUGUUUUCUAUGUCCUUUAUGCUGCUCUACCUCUGUUUUACAUGGUAGGCAUUAUGUAAAACACAGACUUAAUACUUUUUAUUAUUAUUUGCACAGCAUGAGAUUUUAAUGUUGAUCUUAUUUUAGUGUACAUCUUGAACAAACUUUUAAAGAAAUUACUUAUGAGAGAACACCUGUGAAAUAGUAUAUUGUAAUAUUUAGCUGUUGAUUAACAUUUGAAUGAUAUUUAAUGUUAUUGAUCCUGAUCCUGCUGUUUUUCAUAAUUUAAUAUAAAUUUCUAUUACAUUUAAUUUAUAUGCUUUAACAAACAAAAUGUAUGCCCAAUUACCCCCCUGUAGCGUGCAUGCUGUAAAAAUCCUUUAUACCCUGAAGAACCCAACUGUCCAUGUUGAUUCCUACUAACUCGUAACCAUUCUUUCACCAUCUCAUAAUUUAUCAACAACAACAAAAACUGACAUGUCUGUACAGGAUUUUCAAAUUCAACUUCUUUUAACCUUGUAAGUAUUAGAUUUGAUUUUUAAUUUAUAUUUUUGGGGGUAUCUAUGAAAAAGAUGAAAUAUAUUGUGAAAGCAUGUCUGGGGAAAUUCUUGAACAUUUAAACAAUGCUAAUGUAGAGUGUGUAACAUACAUUUUUAAUCAAGUUUUGUGACUGAACAAAACACAGCUGAAAUUAUUUUAGAAUUUAUAUUUUUCAAAGGAAAUGAAUAUUAAAAAUGAACAGAAUGUAUUAAAUUGUCUCCUUGUUUCUUUUUCUCUGAAUUAAUGUGAAUAAAUGGCAUCUCUAAUGCCAAUUUAUCUACUACACUAAGUAUUUUGUGACAUUAACUUACACAUUCUACAAAUACAUCUCUUUUUGUAACACUUAAGUGUCUCGUUGAUUUUUUGAACAUUAGUGGUACAAAUACAAUCUUUUUGCUGUGAAAUCCAGAUAUUAUGUAUUCUACUUCACCCAUAAAAUAGUGAUAUUUGUCUGUUCCACCUCUGUGGUCUUAUGGUUUUAAAAUGUUUAAAUUGUUAUUAAAUAAAUUGUAGUAAAUACCAAUUAUUUAAUUAUUCCUUAAAAUGUGAUACCGAGGGAGGU
Xyrauchen texanus (razorback sucker) is the source of this 5054-nucleotide messenger RNA. Its product is annotated as electrogenic sodium bicarbonate cotransporter 1-like. The record is from RefSeq and is a predicted model, not a curated record. Gene Ontology annotation, biological process: transmembrane transport; regulation of intracellular pH; bicarbonate transport. The coding region runs from base 34 to 3471 and encodes 1145 amino acids. Gene Ontology annotation, molecular function: solute:inorganic anion antiporter activity; monoatomic anion transmembrane transporter activity; sodium:bicarbonate symporter activity. NCBI's taxonomy places the organism in Eukaryota, Metazoa, Chordata, Actinopteri, Cypriniformes, Catostomidae. Gene Ontology annotation, cellular component: basolateral plasma membrane; plasma membrane. The transcript is spliced from 26 exons.